AGUGUAUCCCCCCUUCGUCCAGUGCAGGGCUGCUGCUGAGAGGCUGUGAGACCUCGCCACGGUUCCUCUUACCGGCCGGUCGCCGCAACCGCCGCAGCACUCGUCGGCCGGUGGCCGCCGCCCGCCGUACCGGCCUUCCGUUCCCUUGAGCUCCCAGAAACCAUGGCAUGGGGAGGCCUCUUCUUGAGCCUGAGCCGCCCCACACCGGAGCAGCAGAAGUCGUGCCUGGCGGCUGCCGGCGGCUUCAAUUACGACACGGACCUCCAUGGCGCCACCCACCCGAAAUCACCAGCCGCAUUAACAACCGCUGAAGACUCCGACAGGGUGCUGGCGGACCGCGGCUUCUCCGUGAACCGCUCGCGCGUCCUCGUCGGAUCCGGCGCCGACACCUUCCGCCACGCCAAGUCGGCCCUCCUCUCCUGGAAGCAUCUGGCGCUGGGGUGGGCGGAGGCGGAGCCGGGCACGCCGGUGAAGAUCGGCGCGAGGUUCUGCAUCUGCUACAAGGAGGUGGUCCCCUGGGUGAUGUUCCCGCUGCAGAUCGCCUACGUCACGGACGACAAGUACAAUGGCGGCAAGCGCGGGAAAGGCGGCGUGUUCGCGUUCGGCAGCGGCACCCUGCAGGGCCAUCUGCUGGCCGGGGAGGAGCGGUUCUCGGUGGAGGUGGACGCGGAGGAGCGGGUGUGGUACGAGGUGGUGUCCUUCUCCAAGCCGGCGCACCCGCUGUCGGCGCUGUGCUACCCCUACGUGCGCCUCCGGCAGAGGCACUUCGCGCGGGAGUCCGGCAAGGCGGUGCUCAGGCACGUCGCCGCCGCCUGCUCCUCCUCCAGGACGCCGCCGCCGACGCAGUGAAGAGGCCCUGCAUCUUCUUCUCUGUAGACUGAGGGGAGGGAUGGAGCUGCUUCCAUUGGGUGAGUGUAUGUACAUGUGGCAGAACAAAGAGAAAGAUGGCAGGUCGCUCUCGUGGUUCCAGUCCUUUUUUCCUUUUUCUUUUUUGAAAUAAUUUAUUUUCCAGCCUUUGUUAGACAUCAGCUGCCUAAUUUUUUGUACUGACGUCGGCCGCGACGGAACGACGUGAGUUUCUUCCUCGUCAGAGACGGGGUGCAGGGCUGUUGCCGGCGAACA
Messenger RNA from Triticum dicoccoides, 1122 nucleotides. RefSeq names its product UPF0548 protein At2g17695-like. Bases 163 to 849 code for a protein of 228 amino acids. The transcript has 4 exons. Lineage: Eukaryota; Viridiplantae; Streptophyta; Magnoliopsida; Poales; Poaceae. The record is from RefSeq and is a predicted model, not a curated record.